This is a messenger RNA of Anoplophora glabripennis (Asian longhorned beetle), 840 nucleotides long. Its product is annotated as cuticle protein 19-like. The record is from RefSeq and is a predicted model, not a curated record. Bases 70 to 672 code for a protein of 200 amino acids. Lineage: Eukaryota; Metazoa; Arthropoda; Insecta; Coleoptera; Cerambycidae. Gene Ontology annotation, cellular component: extracellular matrix. The transcript has 4 exons.
CUGUGUUAGUGUGUGUGUGAAUUUUUCUUGUUUAUAACACCAGUAGGUUUUGUUAAAUAAGUAGUGAAAAUGUCUCAACUUAAGUUAGUAAUAGCAGCUCUGUGUUUAACAUCACAUGUGCUGGGUGGCGUCAUAUCAAGACAUCACCAAGAUGAAUACGAGCCACAUGGUCAUGCAGUUGAUUAUUACUCCCAUCCGAAAUACGCUUUCAGGUACGGAGUUUCCGACCCGCACACCGGUGAUGUCAAGGCUCAGCAGGAGAGCAGAGAUGGGGACGUGGUGAAAGGCCAGUACUCCCUGGUGGAGCCCGACGGAUCUAUCCGCGUAGUAGACUAUGUUGCCGACCCUGUAAACGGGUUCAAUGCCGUGGUGUCGAAGAGCGCGCCAUCUGUCCACGCGUCGGUCGCACCAGCGGUAGUGAAGCAGGUAGUUCCCUCCGUCUACAAACACGUAGUACCGACGUACGUCAAGCAGGUGGUACCAGUGAUCAAAUCGGCGCCAUUAUUGUCGUCCUUUUACGAUAAGCAGCUGGUGGCUAAGCCUGUUAUAAAAUAUACUUCAGCUCUAGGUUAUCCAAAAACUGGCUACUACGGUGAUUACGAGGGAUAUGGCUACUCAGAUGGAUAUGACUUAGACUCGUAUUAUGGAGAUGUCCAUGGACAUGGAUAUUGAUUGCGGCUGCCCCUCUAAGUCAAAUCUUAGGAGUAGUUAAAUAUAUUUUAUGAUACCUCUUAUUCGUUGUACAAAUAAUUUUUAACAAUAUUUUUUGUUUGUAAAUAUAAGACAUAGACAUAUAAGAUAUGUUAGAUUAAUUUAUUUAUAAAAUAAUAAAAAAGUAAU